GUUCUGUACUACUUCAGGUCGACCAAGCGCCCUCGUUCCUUGCCAAUCGCUUUCCUUUGUCUACUGGUUUCCUAGGUGUCUUGGGUAUUUCUUCGUCCUUUUGCACGUAAUCGAUGAGUAUCACCACCUGCUGCUUGCCUCCAACAAGCAGUCUACCACCAGUGCGGCGACUGAAGUCUGUGACGAAAGACGAGCUGCUCUCUGCGUUGCGCAACAUUCAGCAAAUCUACUGUCCGCUGCGUUUGCCCACAGUCUUGCACAGGGAUAAGCCCCACCAGCCUCAGCCUGUCGAUUCCGGCUAUGUGUCUGAGGACGAGGUAGCACAGGACGACGUGUCAGACGUGGAAGAUCAUGUCGCAACCAUACGUGUGGACGAAUUCGAGCGAUCUUUCACCGUACGAUGGCUUACCGCAUUGAUAGCGCGAGGCGCCGAACUUCCCUUCGAUGAGGAGGACACUGCGAUGAUCAUCGAUCAAGCCUCAUCAAUCUUAUCCUCUUUCACUGAUCCUGGCCAUGACGACGCUGAGCAGGCACUUACUCGAGAAUUCGCAUUUCCUAAUCCGAUCUCCUCGGAAGCCGUCAAAAUCAGCCUGAACGACGCGCCACUAUCCGGAACCGACCACACAGACGUCGGUCUUCAGAGCUGGGGUGCCAGCAUCGUCUUUUCCGAACUGCUUUGUUCCACGCCUGAAAAAUUUGGAAUUGAUGUGCUUCCGUCUCGAGCCAAGAUCCUUGAAUUGGGCGCCGGAACAGGUCUGGUCAGUUUAACGCUGGCAAAGCUGCUUCCCGCGCUGAGCGUCGCGAACCCGUCAAUCGCCGCUACAGAUUUUCAUCCCACGGUGUUGGACAACCUGCGUGGUAACAUCGCGACAAAUUUUCCGACAGGUUCUGAUGCCGAAUCGGCCCCCAAAGCCAUGUUUCUCGACUGGUCUGCACCACCGUCGGCACUGGAAUCUACUAUGGACAUGCUGUUUGCUGCUGAUGUAGUGUAUGCACCAGAGCAUGCAAGAUGGUUGCGUGACUGUGCAGGCGUUUUGCUGGCUCCUGCCGGUGUAUUUUGGCUUAUGAUCACGUUGCGAAAUCAUGGUAAGUUUGAGGGCAUUUCGGCUACAGUGGGAAUCGCCUUCGAAGACGCCCCGCCCUUGAUCAAGAACGGUCGUGCUUUGAGAAUUAUCGAGAGGCAACUUUUCAAGAAGCAGCGAGGCGUUGGUCGAGGCGAUGAAACUGGCUACAUGCUUUUCAAAAUUGGGUGGAUUGAGUGUUGAAUAGCGUUUCUGCAUGAUUUGAGAUAUCCUAGACAAAGAGUUAGACAGGCUAGACUACGAAUUACGGACCAGGCGUUCCGCGUAUAAUGCGG
Verruconis gallopava is the source of this 1357-nucleotide messenger RNA. RefSeq lists its product as uncharacterized. The record is from RefSeq and is a predicted model, not a curated record. NCBI's taxonomy places the organism in Eukaryota, Fungi, Ascomycota, Dothideomycetes, Venturiales, Sympoventuriaceae. Bases 114 to 1265 code for a protein of 383 amino acids. The transcript has a single exon.